Molecule: messenger RNA, 1943 nt
Organism: Puntigrus tetrazona (Sumatra barb)
Lineage: Eukaryota; Metazoa; Chordata; Actinopteri; Cypriniformes; Cyprinidae
Exons: 11
Coding region: 207-1682 (491 amino acids)
Biological process (GO): ubiquitin-dependent protein catabolic process; positive regulation of DNA-templated transcription; protein ubiquitination
Cellular component (GO): cytoplasm; nucleoplasm
Molecular function (GO): ubiquitin protein ligase activity; zinc ion binding
Source: RefSeq, a predicted model, not a curated record
GCGAUCCGUGUGCCGGAAGUGGCGUAACCGGAAGAAAAACCGAAAGUUCUAUGGCGGCGUUUUUUAUUGUGACUGCUAUUCGCUAAUGCGGUAUCUAAGCGAAGAUUUUUGCUUUUCGUAGUGGAAUGUUUCGUGAAGAUGAAUCGUCUGCACACAGUCUGUCAGUUAUAGCCAAAGUAUAUAUACAUUAAGCCAUAAUCGAAGAGAUGGAUGACAUCCAGGACAGCUCGGACUCGGACAAUCAUCUGCACAGUCACUAUUUGGCGCCAGACACACCGGAUUCACUGAAUAAUGCCUGUCUGUUGAAUGACAGUGACCCUCUGUUUGAAGACCGUGGACACUUUCCUGAAUUCUCCUCCACUUUUGUUCCCGAGACCCCUAGCCCCCUGACUGAAAGAAGAAAACGUCAUUCUCAUAAAGAUGCCGACAGAAAUGUGGCAACAUCAUCCUGUACUGAUGGAGGAAAAUGCGAAACACGUGAACCCAUUCCAGGUUACCUUAACACCACUCCGAGCUCCCAAAGAACGAUGAAGCGGCGCAGGCUGGAGGGCUCAAGUGCAAGCACGCUGCAGGGACACUCUACCGUUACACUGGGAGCAAAUGCAUUUGUAACGGCCUCGUCUCUUUUACCCUCUGAUUUUACAUGGUUAGAGUCUCCACGUCCAACAACUUCCUCUGCUUCUCAUGUUUCUGCAUCUUACAAGCCCUCGUCCUCAGCUGGGUCUUCCACGUCUGCACUGGACCAAACUGGUGAUCCGGCAUAUUUAAAUGAGCUGCUAGUAAUGGGUCACCCCUCUAAGCAAAAAACACUAAACUCCAGCAAUGGAAGGGAACAGAGGUCUAAAAAGACCAUCUAUAGCAAGACCAAAUCUAAAGCCUCUAAAAGUACACCAGCACACUCUUCUUUACAAGCAAUAGAGCAUGAAGCUGCACUGCUGGAUGCAGCAAAGAGAAUGCAUGAACCAGCAAGUUCACUUAUAUGUGCGAUACCAGAAGAUAUUGUCAUCAUAGAGGAUGACACAGAUGAGAGCAUGGUCCGCUCUGUUCAGAUGGCUGAGGAUGAAGCGUAUGCCAGAAGCCUUCAGGAACAGUUUGAUAUGGAGGAACGAAUGGAGCAGCAGAGGCUCCAGAACAGAUCACCCGGCAGAAACAACCACAGACACAUGGUUGAUCCGUAUGUUGGCUUGGGCUGGAUUUCUCCUUGGGCCUCAAUGAUCAACUCUGCAUCUUUCUCACACGGACCCUCUGAGCUUUCAGAGCUGCAGCAGGUCAUCCUAGGAGAGCAACCCCGCAGACAACAGGGCCGUCAUCAAACUGGCAGAACUCGCAAUUCUCGCCGCAGGCAAGCUUCUCACUUGCAGAUGGACUUGUUCGAUGACAGCCAGGGAAAUAAUUAUGAGGCCCUCUUAGCGUUCGAGGAGCAGCAAGGUGCCGUAGUAGCCAAAAACACUCUGACAAAGGCCGAGAUCGAGCGGCUACCCAUAAAAACAUACAAUCCCACACACAGCGCAGGAAAGACGGAUUGCCAGAUCUGUUUCAGCGAGUACAAAGCGGGUGAACGACUCAGGAUCCUUCCAUGUCUCCACGAUUACCACGUCAAAUGCAUAGACCGCUGGCUCAAGGAGAACGCCACAUGUCCCAUCUGCAGAGCAGAUAUAUCAGAGUGUGGCGUUUUGUCUUGAGCGCACACCUUCAGGACUCAAUAUCUACCUCACAGCCGGUCAUAUUACCCAUUUGACUUUUAAUCGUACUUUAUAUGUUAUUAAAUGUUUUUUAAAUGCAAAAUGCUGUUCGAUGUUUGUACCAGCAUAAAGCGAUGUUUUAUUUAGAGAGAUCCUUCUAAAACAUAUCAGACACAACUGUAUCACUCCAGUGGCAACAAACCUGUGAGCAAUAGCUAAACUUGAAUUUUGGAUUUUCAAAUAAAUUCACUUAUAUGUAUA